UUGUUGAAGAAUUCUUUUUGAUUUUACCGUCGAGAUAAGUUGUCUGUGGUCGAAAUGACAUGUGAAAUCGCCAAUAACUCGAUGUCCCAAAUAACACGAACGCCGUGUCGUCGUACGUGAAUACAAACGCCGGGUCAGGCAUAAUUUAUGGUGAUUAUUACCCCAGGUGGGAUGUAUCGGACAAACAAUGGGCUGCCUCGCAGAGGCGAAGUUGAUAACGCGUACCAUGAUAGGUCGGGCGGCUUGAAACAAGCUGGACCCACUCACACACCAAUGACCGUUGCCGAACAAUUCAAGGAAUCUUGGCUGACCGCCAUUAUUGGGUCAGUUCUAUUUGCGGCUGGGAUGUGCCUGCUAUUUUGGAACGAGGGCCGUGCGGUUAGAACGGCACAUUCGCUGAAUGAGGCGCUGCGUAACAUUGUGCCGCUGUCUAGCGUGAACCAUGUACUACCUGAGCAUCAGCACAGACUUGUACAUUUUUCGGGACCACUGAGAGUGCUUGAACCGCUCACUGAACCUGAUUAUGGAAUCGUAAUGGCCAGUGUAAAGCUAAAGAGGAGGGUACAGAUGUAUCAAUGGGUUGAAAUUGAAGAGGAACGUAGUUUUGGAGGUGUUACCGAAGAUGAAAAGCACUACUAUUAUACGACAGAAUGGAAGGACAAGCUCGUGGAUUCAAAUUCAUUCUAUAUAAGCAAUGGUCACGACAAUCCGGAAAGCAUGCCUGUGCGGAGUCAGAUACAAAUUGCCAAUGAGGUUAAGAUUGGAGCCUUGACCCUUGGUGAAGAGUUAAAAAAGAAAUUCAACUACUUUGUUGAGAUUACUAGUGACGAGAGGCCGGAGCGCAGAGAUAUCAAAUUGCACUCUGGCCUCUAUUAUCACAGCAAUGACUUAUGGAAUCCUCAGGUCGGAGAUAUCAGAAUACAGUUUUCGUACGCCGGUAAGGGCGAUGACAUCUACUCGAUUAUCGGAAUGCAGGUGGACGGAACUAUCGUUCCCUAUACGACUUCGCAUGGCGACGAAAUCUUAAUCCAAAGAAAGGAUGUGAUAUCCAUGGACCAGAUGUUUCACCUAGAACAUGUGCACAACUAUUGGCGUACCUGGGCUAUAAGAGGUCUGGGUUGGCUAGUGCUGUUCCUCGCCGCCACAUGUUUGGCAAACAUAAUCCGCACGCUGGUCUUGAAUUCAACAUUCUUAUGCGGCGUGAUCGCUAUUGAAUCUGUAAACAUCUCCGUCUCCAUGUCCAUCAGUUUAUUGGUCAUUGGUUUUGCCUGGGUAUGGUACAGACCCAUUGUUGGCUUGUGUCUGGCACUGGCUUCCGUCGUACCAUUUCUCUAUUCGACGAUCUUCUCGGAAAACCGGGAUCAACAACGAGACAACUAUCGAAGACUAUGACUCCAAGCGCACGCUGUCUCUGCGUCAAAAAAUUCCAUCAUUCACUCUCUACUCUGUUUCUGAGUAUUUAACCUUUAGAAAGCCGGCAAUUCUUCCUUAAAAUUCGAUAUUUUCAGAGGAAUGAUUUACGUAUAUGAAUAGUCAACUCUUUCGGUGGAGUUUCUGAGUCACCUGCUGGCUCCAAAAGGAGCCAGGCCAGUUCUCUAAAGAUGAAAGAUCUGUGUAGUUAUACACCUGCACAAAUGUCUAUAGUAAUUGAGUCGGGUCACAUCGUCCAACAUUUUUAUCUUACAGGUAAUACUGAUUUUGUCAUGGAGCUGUUUAUAAUAUCUUUUAUUCAUUACAAACUUGAUUUAUCAGUAGCAAGUAAAAAAUUUCAAUGCAGAGUAUGUGAGCUGUAAAUUCAAUCUCACCAACUUAUAUAACUUUUAAUAAAGACAUUUUAAUUGAAAAC
Messenger RNA from Diprion similis, 1846 nucleotides. It is a transcript of the gene Tmem43, whose product is annotated as transmembrane protein 43 homolog. Gene Ontology annotation, cellular component: nuclear inner membrane. NCBI's taxonomy places the organism in Eukaryota, Metazoa, Arthropoda, Insecta, Hymenoptera, Diprionidae. The transcript is spliced from 6 exons. Gene Ontology annotation, biological process: nuclear membrane organization. Bases 148 to 1392 code for a protein of 414 amino acids. The record is from RefSeq and is a predicted model, not a curated record.